Molecule: messenger RNA, 1200 nt
Organism: Cuscuta europaea
Lineage: Eukaryota; Viridiplantae; Streptophyta; Magnoliopsida; Solanales; Convolvulaceae
Source: the annotation of a GenBank genome assembly
UGUAAACAGGGGAGUACUUUUAAGGGCACUAGUCAACGAUAUAUUUCUAUAAGUCAAGAUCUACGGACUCUUCGACUCCUCUUCUUACUUUUUUCUUCCGUCUGGACUCCGAUUCUACAUUCUUUCUACAGAUCUUCACUCUUCAGCUUCUGCUACUGUUACUGCAAUAGCUAUAGGUAGAAGAAGCGGGAGAGAAGAAAGAGAUGGGUAGCGGAGGAGGAUAUGGGGAUGCGGCGGGGCAGAAGAUAGAUUACGUGUUCAAGGUGGUGUUGAUCGGAGACUCGGCGGUUGGCAAGUCUCAGAUGCUAGCGCGAUUCGCCCGGAACGAGUUCAGCCUCGACUCCAAGGCCACCAUUGGUGUUGAGUUCCAAACUCGGACUAUGGUCAUCGAGCACAAGUCCGUCAAGGCUCAGAUCUGGGACACCGCCGGCCAAGAGCGAUAUAGAGCUGUGACGAGUGCCUACUACCGGGGAGCAGUGGGUGCUAUGUUGGUUUAUGACAUAACAAAGCGGGAAACCUUUGACCACAUACCGCGUUGGUUGGAAGAGUUGCGUAAUCAUGCCGACAAGAACAUAGUGAUCAUUCUUAUUGGAAACAAAAUCGAUCUUGAGCAGCAGCGUGCUGUCCCAACCGAGGAUGCUAAGGAAUUUGCACAGAAGGAAAGUCUGUUUUUCUUGGAGACGUCUGCAAUGGAAGCAACAAACGUGGAGGAUGCAUUCAUGAAGUUGCUGACAGAGAUAUUUAAUAUUGUGAACAGGAAUAAUCUUGUUGCCCCUCCUGAGAAUCAAGGUAAUGGGAAUCAAGGAUCUUUAAGUGGAAAGAAGAUUGUUUUGCCUGGGCCUGCACAAGUCAUCCCAGAAAAGAAAUCAAUGUGUUGUACUUCCUCCUGAGGUGAUGGGGUCUUGUACGUUUCUCCCUUUUUUGGCUAAGGCAGAGUCUUCGAGCCUAUGAGAUUGAUUCUGAUGACAGCCAGUUCUAGUCACUAGUAUCUGCUGUAUUUUGAUUGUAUAUCUUAAAAUUCAAUAUUUGUUUUUUAUUAUAUUAUUAUUACAAACUGUUUUACUAAAGAAAUUGUGAUGUCCUAGACUGGAUAUUACACGGUGACCACAUGUCUUUUCUUGCAAGACUGUUAUUAUUUCCUUGACUUAUGUCUUUCUAUGUUGCAUAUCUGCUUCCUUCAUUUCUUGACAGAAAUUAUUA